Messenger RNA from Capronia epimyces CBS 606.96, 825 nucleotides. RefSeq lists its product as uncharacterized. The transcript has 2 exons. Lineage: Eukaryota; Fungi; Ascomycota; Eurotiomycetes; Chaetothyriales; Herpotrichiellaceae. The record is from RefSeq and is a predicted model, not a curated record. Bases 1 to 825 code for a protein of 274 amino acids.
AUGGCAGUGUCUCUACUAGACCGAGUCCGAUCGUACGUGGAACCGUUGAUCCUGGUCGGCAUCUCGAUCAGCUACCUGCCCAUCACGGCGGUGCUGCAUCCUCUUCUGCUCGUCAGCAGCCCGACCUCCUUCCGGGCGAAAUGGUUCGAGAACUUCUGGCGCAUCAUCGGGCCCAAGAUGGCCGCCUCGGAGAUCCAGGUCGAGCACAUCGACGAGCUGCUGUCGCGAGCGCGCGGCGCCGUACUGGAACUCGGCCCCGGCGGCGGCGACCAGAUGUACCACUACCGGCCGGGGCAGAUCUCGACCCUGUACGGCGCCGAGCCGAACGCGUUCUUGCAUGCGCGCCUGGCCGAGAUGGCCGCCGCCCACGGGCUCGGAGGCGCCAAGUUCGUGGCCCUCGAAGCCGCCGCCCAGCCCGGAAGUCUGCUGCCGGCGCUGAAGAAGGCCGGGCUCGUGCCCGCCACCACCUCGACUCUGCCGGAACAAGGGGUCUUCGACACCGUCGUCGCCAUCAAGUCGCUAUGCUCGGCCCCGCAGCCCCAGUUGGCCGCCACCGUCGCCGUCAUCCAGGCCCUGCUGAAGCCGGGCGGCGAGUUCCUGUUCUUCGAGCACGUCGAGAACUCCUCCGAUCCUGUCACCAUGUCGUAUGCCUGGCUGCUCGGCUGGUUCUGGCCCCUCUUCACCGGCGGCUGUCGCCUGAAUGGGAAGGUCGACAGGAUCAUCUUGGGCAUGGGAGGCUGGGAUCAAAGGUCCGUCACCACCACCGGAGACUUCAGGGGCCACGAGGUAUUCAGAUAUGUCAAGGGCAUAUGUCGCAAAACAUGA